Molecule: messenger RNA, 1473 nt
Organism: Heterostelium album PN500
Lineage: Eukaryota; Evosea; Eumycetozoa; Acytosteliales; Acytosteliaceae
Product: cytochrome b5 reductase
Exons: 1
Coding region: 1-1473 (490 amino acids)
Molecular function (GO): oxidoreductase activity; heme binding
Source: RefSeq, a predicted model, not a curated record
AUGUAUAGAAAUACAGUUAGUGAAAAAAUAAAAAAGAUAGCUGAGCAAUCACUUGCAAAGUAUGGUGAGAUCAAUAGUAACACUGUAUAUACAUGGGAUGAAGUAAGCAAACACACACAAAAGAAUGAUUUCUGGACGGUAGUCAAUGGAUAUGUCUAUGAUCUAACUGCAUAUCUGCCGCUGCAUCCCGGUGGUUUCAAUCUACUGUUUCGUUGUGCCGGUCAGAAUGCAACCAACGACUUUGAAGCGAUGUAUCACUCUCGUAAUGCCAAGUUAAUUCUAGAGUGUUUCAUCAUUGGUAAAGUCAAAGGUAGUGCACCUUCUUCAUCAUCAUCAUCAUCAACAUCGAGUACUUCUUCUUCUACUUUGAAACCAAACGGUAUCAAUAAUAAUAAUAAUAAUAAUACAUCACCAUUUAAGAUGCCUACUAAAAGUACAACAAUAAUCACACCUACCGCUACAUCAACUAAUAUUACAACAGCAUCGAUGACAACAUUAUCAAUUUCAGAUGUUUCAAAUAAUAGUAAUACAACUAUAAUAUAUCCAAGUAGUACAACAACAACAUUGACAACAACAACACAAAAUAACAAUAAUAAUAUAGUAAAGAUUGAACCAACUAAAACAACGAUUACCUAUAAACAAAAGAUAUCACAUGAUUCUUAUUUAAUAGAGGUGAAAGCACCAAAGAUAGCUAAUUGGACUACACCACUGACACAUGUUAGUUUGACAACUGUCAAUGAUGAUCUAUAUAGAAGUUAUACUCCAAUUGAUGUUGUUCAAAGAGAUAGUCAAUAUUAUAUACAAUUCAUUAUAAAGGUAUGUCUAGCAAGUUAUACUAUUUAUUUUUAUUUUUAUAUUAAUAUAUUAAAUGAUCAAUCAAUCAAUCAAUCAAUACAGGGAUAUAAAGAAGGUAUUGCAAAACAAAUAGUUGAAUUAAAUGUAGGUGAUGAAUUGAUGCUUAGAGGACCAAUAGAAACAAACCAAACAUUCAAUCUAUCGAGUUUCACCAAAGAUUAUAUCAUUGGUAUUGCUGGUGGUACUGGUAUUACUCCAAUGUUACAAACAAUGAAAUCAUUAUAUAAUAAUAGCAAUAAUAGUAAUAAUAAUAAUAGUAAAUCAAUACCAAAAUUCAUACUUAUUUAUUCAAAUAAAACAAGUGAAGAUAUAUUGUUAAAGAAUGAAUUAGAUGAAUUACAAAAGAAUAAUAGUGAUAAAGUAUCGAUUUACUAUGUAAUAACACAACAAUCAAACAACAAUAAUAAUAAUAGCGUUGAUAAAGUAAAUAAUAUAUUAUAUGGAAGUAGAAUAAACCAAGAAUCAUUAAUAAAGAUAUUAACCAAUCAUCGUGAUAUAAAGAUUGAUAACUUUGAAGUAUUAAUCUGUGGUCCAAAGUCAUUCAAUCAAUCGAUACAACAACUGAUAGAAACCAUAGGAUUCACAACCAACAACAAUAUACUUCAUAUACUAGAAUAA